UUCUCUCUCUCUCUCUCUCGUUCUGACGUCCACUACGGGAUGCUCUUCUUGAUGGCUGCGUUUUCAUGGCGUCCGUCCUAGAUGAAUUCUAGGGGGAUUUAUCCCUUUCCUCACUCUUGCUAUCUCUUUUUGUUUUCCCUCUCUGCCUGUGUAUUUCUGCUCAAAGAUGUCGCAGAAACGGCAGCAGGAGGGUGAAGAGGGCUGCGGGGGCCGGUCGCCGGAGGAAAAGCGCCGGAGAGUGCCCUUGUCUAGCGUGAUAAGGGAAGUGAUGAGGAACAACAACAUCCAGAAGUUCAUAUCUGCGUUAGAACCUCUCUUUCGGCGCGUCGUUCAUGAAGAAAUAGAGAAAGCAUUAGGAAAUCAUUCAGCGAAUAAGCUCAGACCUUGUGCAAAACAGAUUCAUCCAUCUUCUUCAAGGAGUCUGCAACUACUGUUCACCAAUAGAUUGUCACUUCCAGUUUUCACUGGUAGCAGAAUUGAAGGAGAGGAUGGUCUGAGCUUAGGAGUGUCAUUGAUGGAUACCUUUACUGGACAACUGAUAUUUUCAGGUCCUGAAUCCUCAGUUAAGGUGGAAAUCGUUGUUCUUGAGGGAGAUUUUGAAGGCAAUGAGGAGAAUUGGACACAUGACCAAUUUAAAGCUAAUAUAGUACGGGAAAGAGAUGGAAGGAGACAACUUCUUGGGGGAUGUGUCUUUUUAGAUCUCAAUGGUGGCAUAGGCACAAGUGGGGACCUGGUGUUCACUGACAACUCUAGUUGGACAAGGAGCCGCAAGUUCAGGCUUGGGGCAAGAGUUGAUUCAGGACAUGUUGAUGGGGUGAGGAUCCAAGAGGCAAUGUCAGAAGCAUUUGUGGUUAAGGAUCACCGUGGUGAAUUAUACAAGAAGCAUUAUCCACCAUCUCUAGCUGAUGAAGUCUGGCGUCUUGAGAAGAUUGGUAAAGAUGGUGCUUUUCAUAAACGUCUUAACAAAGAGAACAUUCAUACAGUGAAGGAUUUUCUGACCCUUCUGUCUAUUGAUUCUCAGAGGCUGAGAAGUAUUUUAGGGAGUGGUAUGUCCACCAAAAUGUGGGACAUUGUAGUAGACCAUGCCAAGAGUUGCAAAAUCGGUGGACAAAUGUAUGUUUAUUAUUGCAAUCCUGACAGAGCAAUGGGAGUUCUCUUCAAUGUUGUGGGUGAAUUGCUAUCGGUUCUUCUUAAAGGACGAUUGGUUGCACUUGAUGAGCUCACAGACACCCUAAAGGCAGACGUGCAAAAACUGGUGAAAACUGCAUAUAAGAACUGGAGUGAGGUUUGCUCUUACGAUUUGGUAGCUGCAUCUGGUGAUUCUUUGCAGCUUUCUUCUGCGACCCUUUCUAGAUCUCCAGGGCCACAGCCUCCUUCCAGUGACUCAUCAACUCACUUUAGUGCAGCAGGGUUAUGUUCACCUCAUCCAUCUGCAUCAUUGACAGAUGUUUUCUCGUCGAUCUCAUCAAGCAGUGCCCUGGGUUUAGAUGAAUGUCUCAUCCCUGGGGUUAGUGAGAACUGUGGAGACAACAGCUUUGCUUCCCUUGAAUCCCAUGUCCUAUGUACUCCAUACAAUGAUCCUGCAUCACUGUACAGGCAGACAGAUUCACUUUUAUAUGAUGCAGAGAUCGAGGGCCAAAGUUUUUGUUCAGAUGAGCAUCUUCAGUAUUUUGAUUCUGAUGCUGGUUUGCAGUUGCAGACUCGUCAUAUUGAUGAACAAGAGGACAUCGGGGUUGCCGUCCGUGGUUUCCUCAUUGGACCAAAGCAUUGCAAGGCUGAAGCUAGAUGGAUGACCUUGAGAUAUGUGUUGAAUUGGAGCUUCUCCAUAAAGAGGAAAGUGGCUUCCAAACGGAGCAAGAUGAGACAGAAACAAAUUUUGGAGUAUGAUAGUGUACAGCAGUAGAUUUGCAAUUGCUAAUAGUGAUGCUCUUUAUUCAGUAGCAUCUAAUGGGGAAAUCAUGGAAAAUAAUUUGCAUAGCAUGUAGGAUGGUAGUAGUACAUAUUAUGAUGACAACCCCCCGUCAGUGUGGUGGUUUCUCUGUGUAAAUAGGAUAUCGUUUUCUUUUUUCCUGUUUAUUCCUUGUAUAGGUGGCAGCUUUGGGUUUUGCUUGUUUAAUAUUUGGAGGUUCUGUCCAGUUUCGAGACCUUUGUACCAAGCAAAAACGACUGCACAUUGAAGCAUCUCCUGAGAAAUGGAAGGCUGAAAAAGCGUGAGCCACUGUGACUACAAAAUCGAGUAAGAUGUUCAAUGAAUCCUUGGAUCUUUGCGCGGCCUUUUCUA
Molecule: messenger RNA, 2281 nt
Organism: Nymphaea colorata (pocket water lily)
Lineage: Eukaryota; Viridiplantae; Streptophyta; Magnoliopsida; Nymphaeales; Nymphaeaceae
Product: calmodulin-binding protein 60 A
Exons: 7
Coding region: 167-1903 (578 amino acids)
Biological process (GO): regulation of salicylic acid biosynthetic process
Cellular component (GO): nucleus
Molecular function (GO): sequence-specific DNA binding; calmodulin binding; DNA-binding transcription factor activity
Source: RefSeq, a predicted model, not a curated record